AUGGCGCCGGCGCAGCGUUGUCCUCUUUGCCGCCAGACUUUCUUCUGCGGUCGCGGGCAUGUCUACAGUCGCAAGCACCAGCGGCAGCUAAAGGUGGCUUUGGAGCGGCUCCUGCCGCAGGUGGAGGCCGCCCGCAAGGCCGUCCGCGCCGCCCAGGUGGAGCGUUACGUGCCCGAGCACGAGCGAUGGUGCUGGUGCCUGUGCUGCGGCUGUGAGGUGCGGAAACACCUGAGCCACGGAAACCUGACCGUGCUGCACGGGGGGCUGCUGGAGCAUCUGGCCAGUCCAGAGCACAAGAAAGCAACCAACAAAUUCUGGUGGGAAAACAAGGCUGAGUUCCAGAUGAAAGAGAAGUUUUUGAUCUCCCCCCAGGACUUUGCACGAUUCAAGAAAUCCAUGGUGAAAAGUCUGGAUUCCUAUGAGGAAAAAGAGGAUGAAGUGAUUAAAGAGAUGGCAGCUCAGAUCCGAGAGGUGGAGCAAAGCCGGCAGGAGAUGGUUCGGUCUGUCUUAGAGCCUCAGACAGUGCCAGACCCAGAAGAGGGCUCUUCAGCACCUGGAAGCCGGAAAGGGACAAACAGCCAAGUAGCCUCCACCUCACAGCAGCCCUCAUACUUGGACCUGCCACCAGCCCCAGAGCUUGACUGGAUGGAGACAGGACAACCUCUGACAUUCAUUGGUCAUCAGGAUACACCAGGAAUUGGUAAUAUACACUCAGGUGCCACACCUCCCUGGAUGGUCCAAGAUGAGGACUAUAGCUCCGGGAACCAACAAAUAGGACCCUCCUAUGAAGAGUUUCUCAAAGAAAAGGAAAAACAGAAACUGAAGAAGCUCCCACCAGACAGAGUUGGGGCCAACUUUGACCAUAGCUCCAGCACCAGUGCUGGCUGGCUGCCCUCUUUUGGCCGGGUCUGGAAUAAUGGACGCCGCUGGCAAUCCAGGCAUCAAUUCAAAACUGAAGCUGCAGCAAGAAACAAACAGCAGUCACAUAAAGGAAAAAAGCUAAUGGCUUCCUGA
Molecule: messenger RNA, 1014 nt
Organism: Rangifer tarandus platyrhynchus (Svalbard reindeer)
Lineage: Eukaryota; Metazoa; Chordata; Mammalia; Artiodactyla; Cervidae
Source: the annotation of a GenBank genome assembly